Messenger RNA from Oreochromis niloticus (Nile tilapia), 4883 nucleotides. RefSeq lists its product as uncharacterized. The transcript has 10 exons. Bases 219 to 3632 code for a protein of 1137 amino acids. The record is from RefSeq and is a predicted model, not a curated record. NCBI's taxonomy places the organism in Eukaryota, Metazoa, Chordata, Actinopteri, Cichliformes, Cichlidae.
UUAGCUAAACGGCCUAAACCGUUUCCCAUUCAUUCUCUAUGGUAGUGCUAAACCACUACGGAUGUAAUAUAUUUUUGGCCACUACGGUCUUCCGGCGCUGUUGCGAGCUUGAGAUGCGGCGGCAAUUUUUAAAAAUCUCCACUUUUAAAUUUCGGGAGACAAAACAAGUAACGCACCGCUCGCAUCACAUCUCAACGAUCCUCGCUCAUUGAUCAAAGAUGCACAAGAAAGUUGCGCCAUAUCCAGGGAAAAUCUCUGUGGUGUUCCGCAAGGGGCCACUUGGAUACCUUCUCCAGGACCCGUCAAAAGAAGCUCGACGGAUUAAAAAUGACCCCAAACUGCAGGACAAGUCUGCACCUAUGAGGGAGGACCUUGUACGUCAGAAUGCUCUCACUGUCGUCUAUCAGAGAGGAGGGGAUGCCUCUGACAUGAAGGAAGUGCAGGGAGAGUACAUCCUGCAGUUUGGAAAGUAUAAAGGGAAAUCUUUCCGGUGGCUUCUGGAGAAUGAUGUCGGGUACACCACGUACCUGAUCAAAGAUCUCCAGAAGCAAGAGGCUGCAGGGACCUCUGUGGAAGCAGGGCAUGGCAAGGAGAGCUUGCAUUCAUUUGUACAGUAUGCCCUCAGCUUUACAGAGAUAAAAACUCUUCUGGACUACAAGGCCAGCAGAGUGAGUGUUGCUGCAGAAGCCUCUGAGGAUGAUCAGCUGGUUGGCUUUGGCUCACGAGCCAAGAGCACAUGGAAAGAGAUUUGGGACAGCAGAGGAGAUGGCUAUGCAGACUUUAUCAUGAGGAAGAGCUGCAGUCAAGGAACACGGAUGCAUAAGCUGCAGCAGUACCUGCGGAAGAAGCAGCAGUCUGCAUCUGCUUCCACAAACGCUCCAACUAAACCCCUGGGGAUGGAUGAGGAUAAAGACCUGGAGGAUGCAAUGCUGAGCAUCUCACCUGCAAAACUACACAUGCAGAGCUUCACUGUGCCAGCAGCAGCAGAAGGGUCCACACCCAGAGGAUCUUCAGGAGCAAACACAGUUCCAUCUGCUGCACUGUCCAUACCACCGUCCAGUACAACUGCUGAACCUCAGGCAUCAUCAGCCGAUGGUGCAGCCUCAGGUGUGAAGAGGAAGUCACCUGUGCCCCUCCCACAGGAGCUGGCAUUUCUAUUAAAGGAGACCACAGGACCCACUACAGAUGCUGCUUCCACAUCUGUGCGCAAAGUGCUGACUUUUGAAGACAGCAGUGAAGAUGCUCCUUCAGCUCAGCCAGCUGUUCCAGUUCCAGUGGCUGGUUAUGAGCACGACCUCAGCAGCUGGAAUUGUUCUCCGCACCAGAAGCUGUGGAUGAAGACUGAGCUUCAGGACCUUGGACUGUGGCCUGGGUCUCGACCAGUGCGUCACGCAGGGAACGCGAUUUCACUCUGGCGUCUCCCUCCACAGCCUGAGCUCAUAGAUACAGUGGCUGACCUUCCAUCCCCAAAUUUCUUCCAGCUCCACCCCUUCUUUAUUUGGAAACCUGAGAGUGCUAUCAUGGUCAGGUUAAGAAACAAUUAUAUCUUGCCAUGUCUCCAUGGUUGCUUUCGUUCACAAGUGGUCUCUGCUGGUGUGGGCAGGCCACGAGUAAUUGUUGGCACCAGUGGUCAGUAUUACAUCCUGUCCUCACGACUCUGCUGCAGGGCUUGUCGCAGGAACUGGUUUGCUGACAAUCCACGAUGGCUGGAGAAACUGCCCAAAAGGUUUACCAACCUUCUCCCUGCUUUUCUCACAUACAAAAAGGCCAUCUGCAAGUCUGUUAUGGAUGAGCUCAGGAGGACUGGCAAAUCUCCAGCAGACAUGGCAAACCAAAUAAAUGAACUUAUGCACCUCAAGUACGAGCGAGCUCACCUGGCGUACCUCCAUGCCACAGAAUCGGUCUGGGAUUCUGAGGCAGGAGCACAUGGACAGAGGACCAUUGGGCAGUUUCUGAGGAAGGAAAAUAAGCCACAGGAGUUCAGGUCUUAUGAAGACCCACAUGCCUGGUGUGGCGUCUCUGUGUCCAGCCAUUAUCUGACUGACUGCCUGCUCGACGAAUUCCGACGUCAACAUCCAGCCAUAUCCAAACUCCUCCAGGGCACUUUUGGCCACAUUUUCAGGUCUGACCACACCAGGAAGGUGGCACGAAAAGUCACGCUGGCAUCUGGGGUCAUGUCCAGUUAUUCCAUAAUGAAUGAAAACUGGCUGAUUGUUUCGUGGGUCAUGGUUCAGUCUGAGACAGAAAGGUCCUUGGAGCCCAUGUACCAGGGAAUGGCCAAGAGGUACAGUGAUGCAGGAGUGGAAAAGGCCGGCUACCACUGGGUGGACAGGGAUUGCUGUGCUCCAUUUAAGAUCCCAGACUGCAUCCCUGGGGAAAAUCUAUCGUGGGAUGCCUGGAAAACCACUCCUGCUGUUGUUGCUGCGGCCACAUCUGGACCAGUGGCAAACAGCUGUGCCUCUCGAACCCAUUACAAUAAGAACAUUAUUGUAAAACUGGAUCUGUUCCACUGCCUGAGGCGAUUUUCGCGGGAGUGUACCUCUGAGCAUCAUCCUCUGUUCAGCACUUUCUGCCAGCUUCUCUCUGCUGCAUUCUCAGUAGUUGAUCAGGCGGACCUGAAGAGGCUCCAGGAUGCUUAUAAGUUCUGUGGCAUCCAUCCUGCUAAUCCCACAAAGCAACACAUAAGGGAGCACUGCAGGAUCCAAAUACCACAACCCACUGAGCUGCUGAACAGAGUGGAAAAGGUCCUGAACCAUUUUCACCUGGCCACAGACCCCAACAACAUCCCACUCUUCAAGCCAUCCAUGCUGAAGACGUGGCGCAUUCAGAGAGUGCACAUUCUGCGUGGCUGCCUAAGUGACCCUGAACUCUCAGAGGGUGUAAUGUUUAGGUACAGUGGGACUCUUCAGCUUAACCAUGUCCCUGGUGAAGGUGCCAAGGUCCCCAUCUGGAUUCCUAUCCGAGGCACUUCACAGCAGGAGGGUUAUCAUUUCCACCAGGCCCAGUGGAUCACCGGGACUCACGUUUCCACUGAACUAUUCCAGGCCCAGGGCAUGACAGGGGUGGCACGAUGGAACUACCAAAGACUGGUGGACCUUAAGCAGCCAGGUGUCAUUCUCCCUUCUGUUUUUGAUCCGGCUCUAGUGGUGGAGUUGAAUGCAGCCUCCAGAAGAGUGACUGGUCAGGAGAAGUACCCUGCACUUCACCUCUCUGACAGAGACACUGGAGAGCGAUUUGGGCUUGAAUACAGAGAGCCAGGCUGCCGUCCAGUCCCUCUGAACUGGGACAAACACAAAACUCUGAGAAAAGAUGAACCGGCUGCCCUUCAGCCCCCAUCCUCUGUUCCAAAACCUGUGGCUGCCCAACUUCAGGUUCCAGCAGCGGGACCCUUCUCCAGCCUGGCACCGCUUGGUGUGGCAUCUCCCACACCAGCACCACCUGUCACCCACCCUUUCUCUGGUGCACUUUUAAAGCAGGAGUUAGCAUCAGAAGACACCCAGCAACCUACAACAGUCAUGGAAAUCUCUGAAGCUCUACCUCUGCCGAUGCGGGCCUCACCAAGGAGUGCUCGCACUGGACCUAUAAAAACAGGUGGACGGGUUUUUGUGCUGGACCACACACGCUGGACAUGACCUAUGAAAGCGUCAAUAGAUGAUCUGUUGCAAAAGUACCGUGGGAAGAAGGACAUGCUGAAGCUUGUGGAUCAAGAUUAUGCAGACAUGGUCCAUCGCUCUGCUAAUGAUCCCAACAGCCUGCUGCAUCCCACAUCCAAGGUGCACAUAUGCCGGUAUGUGAAGCACUUGGCAAAACUUCUGAACACCAAUUCAUCGUUGAACAUAAGCCCAGAAAAACUUCUGGAGACUCAGCAGCUGUGGCACUCUUUAACUGAAGGCAGUGAAACCACUAGUGUCCCUGUAGUCACCAUAGAGCCUGCCGUCUUUAACCCGCCUCCCCUGCCCUGUCUACACCACUGACACAAGUGUCAAUAGAGAAGAUUGUGGAGGGCAUUUUAGAAAGGCAACAGCAGCAGCCACACCAGCCACAGCAGCAGCAGCCUGAGGGGAAAAAAAGGCAGACAAAGACUUGUCUUGCCUGUGGACAGCCCAAGUCUCAACAUGAGACAGAUGGAUCCACCGUCCAUUAUUUUUACCAGAGAGGGCCUGUGCGCUAUUUCUAUUGUUCCAACAAGGUGCAUCAAACUUAUGCUGCUGAGGGAAUCACUGACCCUAAAAUGCCCUUUGAGGAUUUUGCCCAGACAGACUUUUUCCAAAGGGAACUGGAUGCUACCAGGAAGAAGUCAGAGGAAAGGAUGGAGAAAAAGAGGAAAAGGCCAGAAACCCAACAAACAGGCCGCCUCUGCAGGUUCUGCCACAUGGACCUGAAACAGGGACCAAAUAGCCCACAUGUUCACACAGGCUUCCCUGGAGUGGCAGGGAAAUAUAUCUACUGCCCUUCAAAAGUGCAUUCUCUGUACAGGGACAAGGGCAUGGCCAAGGAGAUGACCUGGAAGGAGUUUCAGGAGUCUCCUUUCUACGAGGCAGAGAGACAAAGAUGGGUGGAAGAAAAAAGGAAAUAGGGGAGAAACUGUUGAUAUUGUACAUAAUAUAGUUUAGUUCUAGUUUUGUAAUGUUUAUUUUGUUUAUAUAAAUAAAAACUGAUUGUAAAUAUAAAAAUGUAAAUAAAUUGUGUUCUGCCUACAUAUUAUUUCUAAAUCACUUCAUGUAAUGAUAACAAGCCAUCCGUUCUCUAGUGGGGUCUCACAGCUUUUAUCUUUAUAAUCUUUCUGGUUGAUUUGUAAUAUUAGAAACAUGACUGCUGUCUUUUAUCUGUGUGACUGUACAGCCUGUUUCAGACAUGACAACCAGACAGUGUCUGAAGUUAUC